Ochotona curzoniae (black-lipped pika) is the source of this 3911-nucleotide messenger RNA. Its product is annotated as tripartite motif-containing protein 10. The record is from RefSeq and is a predicted model, not a curated record. Lineage: Eukaryota; Metazoa; Chordata; Mammalia; Lagomorpha; Ochotonidae. Bases 261 to 1706 code for a protein of 481 amino acids. Gene Ontology annotation, molecular function: zinc ion binding; protein binding. The transcript has 8 exons.
CACAUCUCCUCACCACCUCUUUCCAUGGUGGACAGCAGAGAUGCUUCUACUUUGCUUCUACUGAGAGAGUUUGUGAGUGGACAGAAAGGAAUGGCAAACCCAAGUCAUGAGCAUUGAUCCAGAGCGUGGCUGAAGUCGGGUCAGGGAUGCUGUGAGCCCCUCCUCAUCCCACUCCUCCACCUGGCAGCUCUCAAGCUCCCCCUGCUUCUUCUAAGCAGAAAGACUGACCUUGAGGAAGCUGCAGGCCCAGCAGCACCACCAUGGCCUCUGCCGCCUCCGUCACUACCUUGGCUGAUGAGGUCAACUGCCCCAUCUGCCAGGGCACCCUGAGGGAGCCGGUCACCAUCGACUGUGGCCACAACUUCUGCCGCAGCUGCCUCACUCGCUACUGUGAGACUCUGGGCCUAGAGUCUGAGGACUCCCUCUCCUGCCCGCUCUGCAAAGAACCUUUCCGACCGGGGAGCUUCCGGCCCAACUGGCAGCUGGCCAGUGUGGUAGAAAACAUCGAGCGCCUCAAGCUAGUGUCUGCGCAGGGCACGGAGGAGGAGCACGCGUGCCAGGAGCACGGGGAGAAGAUCUAUUUCUUCUGUGAGGAUGACGAGGCACAGCUGUGCGUGGUGUGUCAUGCAGCGGCGGAGCACAGGAACCACACUGUGCGCUUUCUGGAGGAUGCGGCAGGCCCCUACAGGGAACAAAUACAGAAAUGUCUGAAGUGUUUAAGAAGAGAGAGAGAAGAAAUCCAGGAAGUCCAGUCGAGAGAGAAUAAGAGGAUCCAAGUCCUGCUGACACAGGUGGCCACCAAGAGGCAGCAGGUGGUUUCUGAGUUUGCGUAUCUGCGCCAGUUCCUGGAGGAGCAGCAGAGUGUCCUCCUGGCACAGCUGGAGAAGCUGGAUGGAGACAUCUUGAAGCAGCAGGAUGAGUUUGAUUUCCUGGUCACCGGGGAGAUCUGCCGGUUCAGCGCUCUGAUAGAAGAACUGGAGGAGAAGAACGCGAGGCCAGCCAAGGAGCUCCUGAAGGAUAUCAGAAGCACGCUAAUAAGAUGUGAAACCAGAAAGUGCCGGAAACCAGAGGCUGUGUCCCCUGAGCUGGGACAAAGGAUCCGGGACUUCCCCCAGCAGGCUGUCCCACUGCAGAGAGAGAUGAAGAUGUUUCUGGAAAAACUCUGCUUUGAGUUGGACUAUGAACCAGCUCACCUCUCUCUAGAUCCCCUGACGUCCCACCCCAAGCUCCUCCUAUCCGAGGAUCACCAGCGGGCCAGGUUCUCCUACAAGUGGCAGAGCUCUCCGGACAACCUCCAGCGUUUUGACCGGGCCACCUGUGUGCUGGCCUACGAGGGUUUCACGGGGGGGAGGCACACAUGGGUGGUGAGUGUGGACUUGGCUCACGGGGGCAGCUGCACUGUGGGCGUGGUCAGCGAGGACGUGCAGAGGAAGGGAGAGCUUCGGCUGCGGCCAGAGGAGGGGGUGUGGGCGGUGAGGCUGGCCUGGGGCUUCGUCUCGGCUCUUGGCUCUUUCCCUACUCGCCUGGCCCUGGAGGAGCAGCCCCAGCAGGUGCGGGUGUCACUUGACUAUGAGGUGGGCUGGGUGACCUUUGCCAAUGCUGUCACCCAGGAACACAUCUACACCUUCACAGCUUCCUUUGCACGGAAGGUCUUUCCCUUUUUUGGGCUCUGGGGCCGAGGGUCCAGCUUUUCCUUGAUCUCCUGAGUGGGAAUUGUUGGCCUCCUCUAAGUACAGGAUUCAAAUCAAGGACUGUGUGGGCUUGACCCCUGGUUGGGUCUCCUGGAAGACUUGAAAUAGAAAUGGCUGCUUUAGUUGAUGUGCUGGACUCCAUUUGUAAAGCACAAGGUGAGAUGAUCCCCUGCCUGUCCAUCAGAUCUUUUCCUCAACGCCCAGCUGAUGGGAUGAGUAGGGUCCUUGGGGACUCAGGCUGCUGUCAGCUGUUGGUCACACCACCCCCAAUAGGCACAAACAGAGCUGUGUGGAGGAAAAAGGAUUGGAUUCAGAGCUAGAAUAUCCCGAGUGUAGACCUAUCCUUGCAACCAGUCAAUUGUAUGAUUUUGAAGUCCAGCACCUCACCACCCUUCAACUUAUUGUCUCCCAGAAUUGUUAGUAUGUGUUCAUUCAUACAUCAAGGAAUUUUUGUGUACCAAAUUACGGUCUAAGUGUUGUGGCAGCCAUUGAUGACUUGGAAACAGGAUAAAAAACAAACAAAUGACAACAACAACAACAAACCCAAGCUAAACUAACGUGUCCUUUAUUAACAGGUACAUGUGGGAAGAGAUGGUGCUGCAAGGAGGAAACUGGAGCACAGGCUGGUGGGUGGUGGGGUUGUUAGGGAGGCUUGAUAGGUGGCAAGGCGUGGCUGGAGAGAGAGGGUGAGUCACCGGCAGGGUCUGGAGAACGUGUGUCUGAAGCACACACGUGGUGAAUGAGAAGGGAAAAAGCGUUGCCGGCAGCAAGCAGCAGAGACCUGGCUGACUGGUCUGUGACUCACAGAUAUCUCCACUGUCCUCACAGCCAGGCACAGAGCACCACCACCUCCACAGCCUUCAUGGGCUCCCUCUUCCUGCUAGUGUCAGUUCUGGCUGAGCCGCAGGUACGGGGUAACAGGAGAGGUUGGGCUGUAAAUCACGACCAUUCAGCCCCUAAAGGAGAUGGCCUCCCAGAUUGGUCAGUUAUCAGUUGGGUCAAGAGAGGAGAUGGGAGAAGGGACUUAGCCCCAACAGCUCUGCUGUGAGAGCGGGUGCUGCACCAUCUGUAUCUGCUGCUGGUAGGGGGAACGGCACACUCUCUGGGUGACCUGUAACGUUUAGCCCAAAGAAUUGCCACUGCUUUGGGGUUGUAAGAAUCAUCAUCUGAGGGUGGUGAAAGGAAGGAAAGAUUGGAGACAUGGAGAUGAUGAGUGGAUUCACAGUGGAGAGCUCUGUGGGAGAAAAGGCCUCCGGGGAGGCUGUGAGCAGCACACCGAGUAUGAAGGUGCUAGAUCCUGGAGAGCCCCAGAAAUCAGCCAGAAUGUGGGAAAUGUUCCCCGCAGGUGGAAUUUUAUUCUGCUUGAGCCAGCCAUUCACCUGAUUGCUCAGCUGACAUAUAAACCACUGCGUGUCUAUCGUCCUCCCGCCAUGAUGCGCCCUAGUGGAAGUGAGCGUUCUAGUGUGCAAGCGUUAGGUCCAGGUUGUGAAAACAUGUGGUGACCUGGAGUCAGAGUUUGGAGAGGUGUGACUUUGCUUUCCCUGAGAGAAUUCGAUAUUUCAUAAAAGUAUUGUGUUUUCCAAAUAUUGGUGUAAUGUUUGUAUAAUGACCAAAAUCAAACUGAAACAAAACAAAAACCUGGACUCCCAAACCUAGGACUCCAUUAAAAAUUGGAUUUCAUUUUUCUGCUCAUUUUUGUUGAUCUUAGCUGGGUUUUAAAAAAAGAAUGUAAGAGGCAGGCAUUUGGCCCAGAAUUUAAGAUGCUGCUUGAAAGGCUCAUGUGGUAACUUCACAGGCUAGACUAACCCUCCCUGUGGAGGAUUAUGGAUGCCGAUUCAAGUCCUGGUUGCUCUACUUCCUGAUCUAGCUCCUUGAUGGGAAAGCAGGAGAGGAUGGACCAAGCUCUUGGGCUCCUGCCCCUAUGUGGGAGAAAUGGAAGGAGCUCUUGGCCCUUACCUUGAGAUCAGCCCUGCUCUAACUGUUGAAGAAAUUUGGGAAGUGAGUCAACAGAUGGAAAAAAAAAUCUCUAUUUCUCUCUCUUUCCCUUUUUCUCUCUGUAACUUUGAGUUUCCAACUAAAAAUUAAAAAAAAAAAAAUGAUGCCACUUGAGACACAUCUAUCCCGUUAUGGGGAAAGGCUAGAGGACCUGCUCUAUUUCUCCUUUUCACUCUGUAAAAUCUACCUAUCAAAUAAUUAUAAAUAAAUCUUUAAAAAAACACA